AUGGUCGAAAGCAUUCUUAAAAUACUCGUCACGCUGCUGUACUCCUGCUGUGCAUGGUUGCUGCAAAGUAUUACAACGAAGUUUGCCACCAUAAUGGACUUUAAACAAAACGGGUCAGCUGGAUCAUCACAACAGCAGCCGCAACAGCAACAAUCUCACGUUGGUGGUGUCCUGUACGGUAGCGAUGCUCGCAACGGAAAUGCAUCUGUACGUCUACAAUCGUUAAAGCAACACCAACCGCUACCCAUGGCGACGGGAACGAAUGGCACCUUAACCGGGAACCCAUCGUCCAGUGCACCACCACCAUUGCGCCGCAGAUGUCGCAGUGAAAGUCUUCCAAUGGCACCGCUGCUGUACGGUACCACUGAUCAGCCUCCACAACCAGGCAUUGGUCGAUCGAAAAAGGUUCUCCAAGGCCAAUCGCACCAACCUAGUCUAAGUCAUCAUAAGCAAAAGUUCGCUGGUACCGGUAGCACAUCGAUGGCUCUGCACGAUCAUCCGGUUUCGAGCACACCGGGCGGUCUGUACAUCGAAUCGUUCUCCCUGCAGCAACAACCUCAUCACGGCCAUCGCCGUGUACUGCCCCUACCGACCCACGAUCUACUGCCGACGAUCGCAACGAAUUCUUCCCACGGCAUCGCCACCAACAACGGUCAGCAGCAGUCGAAGGAAAAUGUCGCACAAAAUCAUCUGUUUGGCGGUGGUGUUAAUGCGAAGGAUGUGUACAUGAGCGAGCUGGAUGGGUUGCGAAAGGAUCGCCGAAAUGGUGGUUACUACGUGCCAAACGAGUGGCAGCUCGAGUCCCGGUUCGCCCGCAAUCUUGAGGCCAACUUUGCAACCCGUGCGACCAUCCUGGAGCGCAGCGGACGGAAGCUACGGGCUCGAAGCGAAUCGGAACCGCAGGAAUUUCUUUACCACAGUGCCCACAGAAAUGGUGGCUUUAGUGCCGGUAGCAGCAGUUUACUGACGGGCCAGCGGACAUCCUUUUCCGGGCAGCAGCAACGACACAGUCGAGAUAACACACUGAAAAGAACACGCGAUACUAUCUCGCCAACGCUCGAAGCAGACGAAUCAUUCGAUAUGCUUACCGGAGAGGAUCAGCAUCGAGCGGGUGGAAGUGGAUCUUUAUCCUCAUCGGCAGCCGUAAACUGUCAGAAAGAUUCACCUCCUUCCAAAAUGGUGAAUGCAACAGAAGAGAUGGAUGUUUGCACGGAUCAUGCAUUAUCAUCCGGAAGGAUCGCAGGAUCCACCGUACAGCGUAAUAAAUCUUCCAAAGGUUUGUCGGGCGUAGCCGCUGUUCAGUUACGUUCGUCCAAAGUAACUGUGCGCGCAAAUCGUGUUGGAAUCAACAGGCUAAAGCCGAAACUAGCAAGUACACUAACCAGCACGGGUGUAGUUGGCACGGCGGUAGCUUCGGAUACAAGCCGAAAGUCAGCAUCCCCACAACCACAAGCGCAGAAAGGAUCUACAUCUUCGUCCAUCAUCGGCAUCGUGCAUAACACGGGAAGUUCUUCGCCAACUCCGUCCGGUGUUUCCAUCGGUACGAGCGGUGGAGAAUCAGUUCAUACGCAGGAUCUCGACGCCGAAACGAUCGAUCAGUCCGAUGCGGGUGACGAUGAUGACGAUCUGGACGACGAGUGUAACGGGGAAGAUGAUGAUCUCGAUGAUGAGAUCGCCAUUAGUGGCGACGAGGUGCUGGAUGACUCGUUGACCGAUUCGGAAGACAAUUAUCGGUCGUAUCUGGCGGCGGCCUAUCAGAAGCCAAAGUCACACUCGGGUUCACCGUCGCCUUCGCUCGGUAACAAAACACCGGUCGUUACGUCUAUUGGCAGCGUGCUCGGUGGCUGUGCUCCGGAAGGUCCGUUGGCACCCAGUUUAUUCCCAUAUGUUCCGCCAUAUCUUACGUUUGCGACACACGACGAGAAAGGGCCACCGAUGCCACCCUCCAUCCACAAGGUGUUAAAGUGGAAGCUAACGCUAAUUACGCCGAUUGUAGUCCGCAAGGUGCUGCAAAACAGUGGUUUUCGUUUGUUGAAAAAAACGAACGAUUGGGUUGGAAUUUGGGGCAGACAUAUGAAGAGUACGCUGUUUAAAACGUUACGACCGUAUCAAAAGUUUAACCAUCUGCCGGGAAGCUUCCAAAUCGGGCGGAAGGAUCGCAUGUGGCGAAAUUUGCAAACGCAGAUGAACCGCCACGGGAAGAAGGAGUUCGGUUUCAUGCCUCGUACCUACAUCAUACCUCAGGAUUUGAAGAUGUUGCGGCAGUUGUGGCCCCGGUACAAUCAGCGCAACUGCAAGUGGAUUAUUAAACCGCCAGCGUCGGCCCGUGGAACGGGCAUUAAGGUGGUGAAUCGUUGGUCCCAGAUCCCCAAACGGAAGCCAUUGAUUGUUCAACGGUACAUCGAGCGCCCGUUGCUGAUUAACGGCAGCAAGUUCGAUCUGCGGUUGUACGUGCUGGUAACUUCGAUGAACCCGCUCCGCGUGUACAUGCACACGGACGGUUUGGCACGGUUCGCGUCAGUAAAGUACAGCGAAAAGUCGGAAACGCUGAACGAUCGUUACAUGCAUUUAACGAACUACAGUAUUAACAAACUGUCGAACAACUACAGCCAGAACGAGGAUGCCGACGCGUGCCAGGGUCAUAAAUGGACGAUCAAGUCGCUUUGGAGCUACUUUGCCGACCAAGGCAUUAAUGUUGAUCGGCUGUGGAGUGCGUUACGUAAUCUGGUCCUUCGGACAGUCCUUGCCGGCGAGUGUUCCAUACACGCGAUGUCGAAGGUGAAUGUGGGAAGCAAAUACAAUUGCUACGAACUGUUUGGCAUCGAUGUACUGCUCGAUUCCGAGCUUGUGCCGUGGUUGCUGGAGGUGAAUAUUUCACCCUCACUCCACUCGGCAUCAUCGCUGGAUCUUUGUGUUAAGGGACCGCUCGUAAAGGCACUAUUUAACACCGUUAUGUAUCAGGUUCCUCCCAGAAUACCAAUGGCUGAACAGAAAGAGAUACUGAAAGAACAGGGGCUGGAAGGACCGCUCUGUUUCGAUAAGCGUAUCUACACGACCGGAUUGUCGAAGACCGAAAGACUGAAACAUAAUCAAUUCAUCCAGAAAGACUUGUGCCGGGAAGAUUACCUUAAUUCAAUAUUAGAAGAAUUGACACCUGAUGAUGUGCGAUGCCUGCUGCUAACGGAGGACGAACUAGCUCGCAGUGCUCCACUGGAAAGGAUUCUUCCAGCACCGAACAGUUAUCGAUACAUUGGGUUUACCGAACAUCCUCGGUACUACAAUCGUUUGCUAGAUGCUUGGGAGCAUCGGUACAGCCAGAAUCGUUCGGAAGGAAUUGCCCUGUUACAGUCACUAUGUGAACGAAAAGUGCAUCUACAGGUACCUCCCAGCACGCUAAAGAAGGACUGCAACAAUAAACCACAAACGGAUAGUACAAACAGCGAGAACGGUUCUCAGGACAGUGGUGUUCAUACGGAUCAAACCAGCCUGUCAGAGCUACCAUCGCAAGAGUCCUCCUCCAUGUAUCAGUCGCAGGAAUCGAUCGACCAAUUGCCUGAGGAUACGCCACGCCGCAAGGCUACCACCACCAAUGGCACGACCGAACCAACAAUGAAUGAUGAUUCUAUCGUUGUCACAGCUCAGCCCAUUGUAAUCCGUGCCAUCUACCCGCCAGGCAGUGAUAACCUGCUGACUACGCAAACCAUCGAGGUACCGGUCACGGUCGGCACAACUGCAGACCAAGCCCGUAUGACUGAUACGACGACAAGCGGAGAUGAUUCUCAAGCAGCACCGGGCGUGCUAGACGAUAGUGACAACAUUCGGCUGGAAGACAAAAUUAAACUUAUCCUAGAUGACGCGUUGCUGCUGAAGCAACAAGAAUGUGGAGGUGAUACGGAGAAUACGAUCAUAGUGCAGGAAUAGUACUACCAGAGCGC
This is a messenger RNA of Anopheles marshallii, 3935 nucleotides long. RefSeq lists its product as uncharacterized. The record is from RefSeq and is a predicted model, not a curated record. NCBI's taxonomy places the organism in Eukaryota, Metazoa, Arthropoda, Insecta, Diptera, Culicidae. Gene Ontology annotation, molecular function: tubulin-glutamic acid ligase activity; tubulin binding. The transcript has 7 exons. Gene Ontology annotation, biological process: microtubule cytoskeleton organization; protein polyglutamylation. Bases 1 to 3921 code for a protein of 1306 amino acids. Gene Ontology annotation, cellular component: cilium.